Leptonychotes weddellii (Weddell seal) is the source of this 791-nucleotide messenger RNA. NCBI's taxonomy places the organism in Eukaryota, Metazoa, Chordata, Mammalia, Carnivora, Phocidae. The record is from RefSeq and is a predicted model, not a curated record.
UCCCGCGGGUGCGCCUGAGCCUCCGCGCCCCGCCGCCCCGGGGCCAGAGAUGAUGAUCCCACCAGGGGAGUGCACGUAUGCUGGAAGGAAAAGAAGAAAGCCGGUUCAGAAACAGAGGCCCGCCACGGGGGCCGAGAAGUCAAACCCUUCCAAGAGGCACCGGGACCGCCUCAAUGCCGAGCUGGACCACCUGGCCAGCCUGCUGCCGCUUCCUCCCGACAUCGUGUCCAAGCUAGACAAGCUCUCUGUCCUGCGUCUCAGCGUCAGCUACCUCAGGGUGAAGAGCUUCUUCCAAGCUGUGCCGAAGGGCCCACGGCAGCUGGCGGUCAGUGCCCCCUCCCCCGAAGACCGCGGUCUGAGCGCAAGAUCUGCCGUGCUGGAGGGAAGGCUGCUGCUGGAGUCUCUCGAUGGCUUUGCCCUGGUCGUGAGUGCAGAAGGCAUGAUAUUUUAUGCUUCAGCAACAAUCGUGGACUAUCUGGGCUUCCACCAGACGGAUGUGAUGCACCAAAACAUUUAUGACUAUAUCCACGUGGAUGACCGCCAGGACUUCUGCCGGCAGCUCCACUGGGCCAUGGACCCUCCCCAGGUGGUGUUUGGCAGCCCCUGCACACAGAGACAGGUGGGUCUUUGGGUCUUCUGUGGGUCUAACCAAGACUUGGAGCAGUUCGUGUAAACAUGUGGAUGCCUCUGAGAAAUUUCCAUCAUGCUUUCUCAUCUGCCUUUGCUUCACAUUGAAUGCAGUGCCUGACAUUUCUCUCCUUCGGGGACCCCCUCCCACACACCCCUCCCCU